AUGAAUAUUAAGGUUGAUGUGGCUUACUUGAAACCUGAAGAACAGAAUAUGCAGACAGUCAUUUUGGCAACACCUGGGUCUGUCAGAUGCCAAGAGGUUCAGCAGCCUAGGGCAUCUGCCACAUCAGCUGCAUCUGGAAGUAUGUCUGAUCCACAGACAGAAGAACUCAAGGCUCAUAAAGAGAAAAUCUUUCUAUCAAUUAUUACAGAUUCUUUCCACACCACAAAGCCACAGUCCAUUGAAGAGUGGAAUUGGUUUAAGGAAUUCACAAAAGAAAUGAAGGUUGCCAUUACUGGUGUCUGUGAAGGAAGUUUGGUGAUAACCGUGAAGUGUGAAUCUCUAAUGAUCUUGGAGGACUUGUGGACAGAUUACUUAUCUGGUCGUCUUGGUGAAGUGGUUCAGAAUUGUUUUGUGACUGAAAAGAUCCUGAAGGAACUGAACUUGGCUGAGCUGAGGCUGAAGACAACAUUAGACAUAGAAGAGUACAAUGCAUGCAAAAUGUUCUUUGAGAAAGAUGCUCUUAGAGUUGCUUUAUCCUCUGAAUUCCACUCCACAAGUUCAACCAGUGAAAGUCCACAAAAAAAAGAACAAUGGGAAAAAAGUGAACAGAAGACAAAGAUUAUGGAGACAGUGGAAUUGGAAGGUACUUCACCCCUCACUGUAGUACCCACCACUGGUCAUGGAAAAGAACUAGAAGAGCCUUGGGGAAGGAAAGAGGCAGUUGGUGGAGUUCUCAGGUUUGCAGAGAGAGAUCAUGAAUCGAAGGCUCCAGUUUAG
This is a messenger RNA of Pocillopora verrucosa, 777 nucleotides long. Lineage: Eukaryota; Metazoa; Cnidaria; Anthozoa; Scleractinia; Pocilloporidae. The record is from RefSeq and is a predicted model, not a curated record.